Molecule: messenger RNA, 951 nt
Organism: Microthlaspi erraticum
Lineage: Eukaryota; Viridiplantae; Streptophyta; Magnoliopsida; Brassicales; Brassicaceae
Source: the annotation of a GenBank genome assembly
AUGAUGAUCCCUCCAUAUGUACCCUUUCAUCCUAAACCUUGUGGAAAACUUGUGAUUGUCUUUGAUCAUGGGGUCUCAACUUCAGACAAGAAGGUGCCUCUGGAGUUGGGGGAGGAAAGGGGAACUGUAGGAGCCUCCCAUGGCUGGUUAGCUACUUUGAAAGACGGCGUAUUGCGUCUCCAAGACGAUCUAAACCUAAGUGCAUCAGAUGUAGACCCCAAACGCAUCUCAUUGCCACCUCUUGUAACUCUACCUCAUUGCCAAACCCAAGUUGUCACCAACAUUGCCAUGUCUUGCUCAUCUCCUGAGGAGGAUGACUGUGUUGUGGCUAUCAAGUUCUUGGGACCACAACUAAGCUUUUGUAGACCCGCUCAACGUAACUCACAGUGGAUCAACAUCGAAAUCCGAAACUCCAGUUUCUACUCCUCCCCUGUCAUGUUUUCCAAGAAAGAUGAGAUGUUUCGCAUGCCUUCUUCUGGAGGUCACCUCAUUGGAUCAUGGGAUCUCCACAGACACAUGCACAAACCAAAGCUGUUGAAUGUGCGGUUCCGAAACCUCCCCAAGUUGACAAAGUCCAUGUGCCAGCUUUUGGAUUCGUGUUACAGAAGCGAACAUCUGGUGGAGUCACCAGGAGGAUGUGGAACUUUCAUGGUCAAGUGGUACAGGAAGAAAACCAGAGGCUUGCAUAAGAUGAAAACAAAAGCUGUUAUGGUGUUCAAGCUUGACGAUCAAGGAAACGCUGUUUACACUCAAGACAUUGGAGAUGUCUCCAUUUUCCUCUCAAGGUCUGAACCUUUCUGUGUCUCUACAGCAGCUGGAAGCUACUUGUCGCCUGUAGACCCUAACCACGUCUAUAUUCAGGAUUACGACGAGCAUGGAUUUGUGAAUAUCGGCAUCCCUCUUCGUGUUGACGCUGACAAGGUCAUUUCUGGACAUACUCCUAAGUCCUAA